Messenger RNA from Dreissena polymorpha, 5808 nucleotides. Its product is annotated as nesprin-2-like. Bases 168 to 1523 code for a protein of 451 amino acids. The record is from RefSeq and is a predicted model, not a curated record. The transcript has 8 exons. NCBI's taxonomy places the organism in Eukaryota, Metazoa, Mollusca, Bivalvia, Myida, Dreissenidae. Gene Ontology annotation, cellular component: membrane.
UAUGUAAGACAUUCGAUAGGAUUUAUACUAAAGUCCGAAGACGUCUCAUUUUGCUUACGAAUGUGUUUUACAAUCUGCCGAAAGCAUCCGGAUUUUUUAAGGCACUUCAAAUGCAGCAGAUGUGAAAUGAUUACCAAUCAUUCUUAGAUUAUGUAUAGAUUUUCAUUAUGUCUGUACAGGUCAAAAUGUCCGUAGACGAUAUCACGGAACGACCCACAGAUUAUUUAAAAAAUGAGGAACCCGUACUUUCUGCAACGGGAGAAACGGUUGAAAAUAGUACCGCAGGGGAACAACUAGGUUUUCCGAAUCCGAAGGAAAUACUAGAUCUUCCGAAUCCGAAGGGAAUGCUAGGUCUUCCGAAUCCGAACGUUAGUGAUUUAACAUUCAAAAUGGAUGACAAAGAACGUCGUCAAACGUACUCACCAAACAAAAUAUACAUUGAACACUUGGAACACAAAAUCGGUGGUAAAAGCGGUGGAUCAAAUCCUUUUCACUCAGUACAACAGCUUCUGGGUGAUUGCAAGAACGCUAUACAAGAUCUCUUGGGACAACAUAAUCUUGAAAAUGAGCUGAUGUCAAAGAUAUCGCGAGAACUUGUGAACUUCACUGGAAAGGCCAUUAUCACCAUCAUCGAACAAAGGAUUGACUGGGCAAGUACGAAAGUCGAUAUUGUGAAAAUCGAACAAAGCAUCGACGAAAGAUACAAGGACAGAUUCGAGUUAACACGCAUUCAAGUGGACAAACUGAUUCGGAAUAUCGAGGAAAAAAGAAAUACAAUAAGGGAUCUACAAAUUAUGAACGGGCAACUAAAUGACACAAUACAAAUGAAAAUAACAGAAUUGCUUCAAAGGAACAGCGAAGUCGAUUCUCUGAAAAAGACAAUCAAUGAAUUGCGGCAAAUGAAUUCCCAGCUUAAAAUUGACCUGCUAAGAAGCAUUGAUGAACGGGAAAAGGUCAUAUUUGAUGCGGAUUCCAUAAAUUUUGAGUGCAGAAAGGAAAUGCUGGGAAGUUUGUUGAUUGAAUGCGAGGCGACAGAACAUGUGAGGAAACAGCUUCACAUCGACGUCGUUCAAAAUAUCAGACGCGAGUACCUGAAUAUUAACAAAAUUGAACUGGCAGCUGUCAGACGACAGUGUGAGACACGGAUCGAAGAAGUUCGCAUGGAGUACAAGCAGGCAUCGCAGGAAUUAUCAGAUGUUAAAAUACAACUUUCAGCGACAACACAACGUUUGAGUGAAAUGGAGCAAAAGUAUUUGUACGCCAAACAACAACUGAAAGAGUCCGAACAUCGAGAAAAAAUCACAAAAUAUGAGCAGCGGCAGUUGAUGAACUCUGCGAUGGACGUUCAACUCCAUCUUAAAACGGUAACCAAACACAACAGAAGACUUUUUGACAGCAUCCGUUCGGUGGACGGAUUGAUUGAUACUCCGAGAUCAGAAUGGACAUUCAAGUAUGAAAACGUGAAGAUGCAGUUCACAAGUACAGAAAGAGCGUACAAGACACAUGAAACUCAUAUAAAUUAGGGAGAAGAACUCUAUAAGACCGUGUCUUUCGUUCCUAUCCCAUUCGAACAUGCACGUAUUAUAAACACUGUUGUAAUUCUUUGUAAACAAAUGUGCAUUGUUUUAAAUAAAUAUGUUUAAACUAGAAAGAGCGUAACUUACGCCAGAAGAAGGGUUAAUUGAUGUAACCAAACGCACGAACGAAUGAACAAACUGUGUGGGCCUAAUUUUCGUAUGCAACCUUUUAAAAGCUUGACACGCAAACAUAAUCCGAGUAAUUGUUACAAAAACAGUGGUAUCGGUCUUUGGAUAUUUAGAAAAAAAUUUGUUGGAUGGCAAAAACAAAUCCUUUUUUUAGAAUGAACAUGUCAGAAAUGCAAUGUUCUUGUGGACAAUAUGAUUUUUUAAUGAUCAUAAUUUAUAAUUUAAUAUUAAAAUUGCAUACCAUGCCACAUUUUUUGAACGUUUUCCCUAUGUUAAAAUCCUUAAAAAAAUUACAUAAAAAUAAAUACUAAAUAUUAUUUCAAUAAAAAAACAACAACAAUUAAACACAUUUAUAGAAGUAUUAUGCUUUUCAUGUAAUUCAAUUACUAUACUUGUACUUAUAUAUGUAUAUAUUUGUAUGACUAACUUUACAUCUAUACUUAAUGUACUUUAAGCUCUUUAUAGUUCUUUGUAUUUUGUUGUUAUCUUAUUUGGUAUUGUGUAUAUUUACGUUUUGUACGUUCAAAAUAUACCUUUUGUAAUGAUGUUGCAUUUGCAAUAAUGUUUCAUUCCCCUAUUAUAUAGUACACAAAUUAAAUUUAAAACAUACAUAACAUGCAACAACUAGAUGAAUAGUGCAUUAUCAAUAUUUCGAUUUUUUAUCUCAAAAAGGUUGAUGUGUUUUAAAAAUAGAAUACUUAUUUAUUUUUUUGGAAUAAAAUACUUUAAGUGAUAUAACAAUCGAUUAAAUAAAACAGUCUUAUCGUUAACGAUUUUUCCUAGAAGCAGUUCUUUUUCGGAGCUCAUGUAAACAUUAGGUACAAACUGCGUAAUGUUGCUUGCACCUGUUGCACAUGAAUAUUCACAAAUUGACAAAAUAUUGGAGGUCAGUUUAGUUUGAAUGACAAUACAUAACUCCGUGGAUUUAUGUCCUUUUUAUUUGUGCGAUAUUAUAAGACUUUUGUUUACAAAAUACAAUUAAUAUUAUUCGUCGUUUUUUUUCCCUAAAUUAUUAUCAACUGUACUGAUGUGCGAGCAGAAUGCGCAGGAACAAAACACAACUAACAAAAUAAAACAGACAACAAAGUAUAACAAAGUAUAACUUAUCUUCAUAUGCAGGAGCAGCAUUAAGUGUAAUUUAAAUAUGUUAUCAUAAAUAAACAAAGAUAUACAUAAUUGAGCGAUUUUAUCAUUUAUUCUUUGGAACAUCACAAAAAUGACUAAUUUGUUUAGUUGACGUUAUUUUUAGUUCAUGUGUGCUAUGUAAUCAUGAUUUCAUUCUGUUGUAUGAUGUAUGUAUUGAUAUGCAGUUGUACUGGUUUCCCGCACUGUUGUAUGAUGUAUGUAUUGAUAUGCAGUUGUACUGGUUUCCCGCACGUUUUUAGACAUGGACAUGAGCGUGUUAGGUUUUAAAACUAUUCUAGAUUGUGUUUUGAAAUAUUGCUUUUAUGCCCAUUUUAGCGAAUUUUUGACAUGUUAAAUUGUGAAAAUGUUUAAUUUAUACGAAUUUUGUAGAGAGCAAUACAUGACAUUAAUGAGUUUAAAUUAAAGGAUGUGUAAUUAGCAAAUAUUGGAAUUCUACUAUGUUUUGUAAACAACAAUUCGUCGAGUGAUUACUUUUAAAAGCGCGUUUAUGACAGCAGAACGAACAAUAGUUGCCUACAAAAUCAAACAGUUAAAAGAAGUACUAGUAUCUGCUGAUUGAUAAGAAUUAUUUGAUACUCAAUGGUUGAUAAUAACAUCAAUAAACACGUAAAUUAAUACUGCUAGUCUUUUGAUCAAAUAUUAUGACGAAAUUAUACGUUAAUGUCAAAUAAUUACCAUAUUCGGUACCACCAUUGUUUUAAAUUUAAAGAUGUUAUCAUUUUAAGCAGUUAAAAUACAUAAGUGAGAGUUUUUAUUAUACAUAAUAAGCCAACAUCUACAUAACAAUGUAACAAAAGUGUUACAUUGUCUUGAUUAAUUUUCGUGUGUGCAUAUUGUUUUGUGAUGGUGAUUGGUGUUUUUUGAUAUUUUAAAAUUUACUAUUAUUAUGUAUGGAUUUAUGUGUAGUAUGUUCUUAAGUGUGGCAAACUGUUGAAGUUUAUGUGUCAAAUUGAAAAAAAUCCUCAAACUUUGCAACUUUUUUCUAAAGAUAGUAGCAUUGUGUGACGUUGUAAAACUAUUUUAUCUUAUGAUACAUAAAACUAUAAUUGUUUAAUUGUGAAUUAUCACUAUUUAAUAUAAACGUUUAAAAUAGAGACGUAGCUAUUCAGAAAAUGCAUGAUUACAACCCACAUAUUGUAUGUCAAUUGAGGCUAAGAGUCAACGAACGAACAUAGCUGAUUAUUAAUGACGCAAAUUAUUUUGUUAUCACAAACUACAUUUGGUCUCUUGUAAAUUAAAUUUAUUGAAAUGUACGUCAUGUUUAUUAUGAUUACUUCAUAUGUUAGAUGAUAUAUGAACUAACACAACCUUCUGCGAAUGGUGUCUUUAUUAUACAAGCAAGUAACAAUAUAAACACUUAUUAUGUAGCAAUUGUAAUAUUUUUUUUGUUUUUGCUUAUUUAAUGUCAGUAUGUAUCAGUGACAUUUUCUUGCGUUUUCUGUUGUUGGUUGCAUUCUUCAAUAUAUCUUUAAAAAAUUAGAAUGAAUCUUUAAGUUAAAAUCAUCCUUAGUGCCUGCCUGGCGCCGUUAGCCUAUUCUACGAAAACGUUAUAAAUGGUCAAUUAUGUGUAAAGGAUGAAGCAAGGAAUUUGUAUCAUUUUAUAUUAAAUAAUAUUUUCCAACUGUUGUCUUAUAAAAUAUUAGUUUUUAAAUUUCAAUAGAUCUAUAUCUGUUUACGGUAGAGAUUUUACAAUUUAGGAAGUUUUUAAUUGCAAAGCACCACACUGUAUGUUAAGUUAGAACAUAAUUUCAAUCACAGAGCUGCUAAUAUAUAUUUAUUUUGGGUUAACUGUGAGGCUAAAUGCUUACUAUUAAGAUCAACAUUAUUGUUAAAACCACAUGUUAAUGAAUAUGUGUGAAUAAAGAUUUCUAUUCUAAAAAAAACAGUAUUGUUUUAAAAUCAAAUAUGUACUUUGUUUUGACUUACGUCAAAUAUUGUCUUCAGCACGUCCAUUACACUGGAUAUCACUUCUUACAUGACAUUUCUAUCCAAAACAAAAUGCUAGUUACCUUUGAAAUGUCCAUUGAAAGUUCAUAGCGACUAAAGUGAGAACGAAAACGUUAUGUUGUGCGUUUAAGUUUAGCCAUAUAUUUCAUAAUAGUGGAUAUUGUUAUGACUAUUAUCAUAACGACACAUUCAUCACAACCGCAUCAACACGUCUAAUUGAACCGCAAUCUGGCAAAACGGGACUUAAUGCAUGUGCGUAAAAUGUCGCACCGAAUUAGCCUGUGCAGUCUUCACAGGCUUAUCAAGAACGAUACUUUCCGAUAUGAUGUGUUUUUCGUUGAACGCUCUUCUUUGCGAAAACCCAAUCAGACGGAAAUCAUCGUCGUUUAAAAGCAUGUGCGGACUGCACUGGCUAAUCUGAGAUGUCACUUGUUGUUUUUCCGUUUUACCAUAGCGUUCUCAAUGGUAUUUUCAUAAGAACGAAAAAAUUGUUAACGUGUGAUAUGAACACAAUUGCUCAGAACUGCAGCACAAUUCCCGAUUGUGCAUGCUUCAUGUACAUGAAGGGGUUUCCGAAAGGAAUACGUGAUUUUUUUUAUUUAUAACAUUUAAAUUAAAAUCUCAAGGACUUUAUUGCAUCAUUCAUCAAGAAAUGUAUUAUAGUAAAGCGUCAACAAAUUAUAUGUUGUUGCAGAAUGAGAUCGAACAUAGCCGUUACAAGUUCACCGUGAAAAGUAUCAAUAAUUUGCAGUUGUGUCCGAUAGUUUUUUGUUGAUCUAUUUUGUCUUACAUUAAAAUGCUUUGAAAUUGAUUGGAACGAUAUGAAAAAAAUAUGUCCAUAUUCGCCCCAUUGAUGCAAAAAAGUACCAUGUGCCUUCUUAUUUUAAUGUCACAUGGUACCUUUUUGCUCCAAGGGGGAGCGGUACCUUUUUGCACCAAGGGGGCGAGUAAUAUACCUAUCGGUUACACGAAACACAGUUGACGCUGAGCUGAGGCACACAUUUUCAUU